Messenger RNA from Rhincodon typus (whale shark), 1186 nucleotides. Its product is annotated as solute carrier family 15 member 1-like. Gene Ontology annotation, molecular function: dipeptide transmembrane transporter activity. Gene Ontology annotation, cellular component: membrane. Bases 8 to 1117 code for a protein of 369 amino acids. Lineage: Eukaryota; Metazoa; Chordata; Chondrichthyes; Orectolobiformes; Rhincodontidae. Gene Ontology annotation, biological process: transmembrane transport. The record is from RefSeq and is a predicted model, not a curated record. The transcript has 9 exons.
CACAAGGAUGUCUGUGGGGAUGAUAGGAGCUGCUGUUGCAUUCUGCAUCACUGGCAUUGUCCAGGUACAGAUUCAGAAAUGGCAGGUUUCACCUCCACCAAACGGUAUGACUAAAUUGAAAAUAUUUAAUGGAGCACCUUGUCAAUUCAGCAUUGACUUCUUCAAGAAUCACAUUAUAAUGGACCCACGAACGUUUUCUGACAGUUACCUUGUGCCCAUUGAUACCCUCACAUUACACAUUGUUUCAGUAAACUGUACGGUCCCCCAGCGGCCUUUAGACAUAAACAUCACAAUGGACUCAAAGACCAGCAAUAUGUUGUUCAUGGUACAAGAUUCUAAAACCAGCGAACUCAUUGUCAAACAGAUUCCUGACAACAAUUUGAAGGUUUUGGAUAAUUCAGCUCUGGUACGGAUCUUUCCCGUGCUGGAAGUACCAGACACCAGCAGCAACAAAUCUCUGAGGCUGACAUGUGAACCGAACAGUGUUACAGAUCUGGAUGUGAGACCAUUUGUCCCAUCACUGUACACACCUAUUAAACUUGGCAGGUGUUCUUUCCAGCUUUCUGGAGUUGGUCCAAAUUUUCUUCAUGUUGAAGGAGAAGUUGAACUGAAGGACAGAGGUGUUUAUACAAUUGUUAUCUAUCAAGCUAAUCACACUAACAAUGUCACUAUGCAGGUGAACAUUGAUAACUGGCCAAAAACUGUCUCAGUGCUUUGGCAGAUUCCUCAGUACCUCGUAAUCUCAAUGUCUGAGAUACUUUUUGCAGUGACUGGACUACACAUGGCAUACACUCAGGCUCCUUCCUCGAUGAGGUCUGUUGUGAUGGCUAUUUGGCUUCUUACAAUUGGCUUAGGAAAUCUCAUAGUCGUGUUGAUUGCGGAGAUUGCAAUAAUAAAAGACCAGGCAGUGGAAUUUUUUGUGUUUGCUUUACUCAUGGCACUGAUCUCACUGAUCUUCGCUGUCACGGCAAGGUUUCAUAAAUAUCACCCAAUCGAUACCAAAGGCGAUUGCCUUCAUGAGCCUGGCAAAGACACUGAAUCUGAUGGCCUCAGCUCAGAGUUAAAGGCACCUCCAUCUUACACAGCUGAAGAGCACAAAACCCAAGCCAACAGAUAGCUGCUCAGGAGAUAAGCAGAUCAUCUUCAGAGACUGCCAAAAUAAAACGACACUAUGUUGAACCAGCAA